Molecule: messenger RNA, 730 nt
Organism: Sabethes cyaneus
Lineage: Eukaryota; Metazoa; Arthropoda; Insecta; Diptera; Culicidae
Product: mitochondrial import inner membrane translocase subunit Tim29
Exons: 1
Coding region: 72-704 (210 amino acids)
Biological process (GO): protein insertion into mitochondrial inner membrane
Cellular component (GO): TIM22 mitochondrial import inner membrane insertion complex
Source: RefSeq, a predicted model, not a curated record
UAGGUUUUAAACGUUUUAAAACUAUAAAAGUUUAAGAAAAGAUUAUUUGAAAUAUUUAAACUAUUGGAUAAAUGAUGUCAAACAUGAAUUUCCGGAAUAUUCGUUUAAUUUCGUCCGUGGUUCGAAGUAACCUUGAAGUUCUAAAGCAAAAACAAGCGGAUGUCCAAAGCAAAAUUAACUCCAUAACGUUUCCUGAAAAGUACAAAGGAACAAUUCUGGAAAAAUGGGCCACAUACUGGAAAAACUUAUUGAUAGACUACAAAGAAGUGAUUCUGGACACCGGGAGAACUAUGCGGCAGCGUCCCGUGCGCAGUGCCGUUUACGUAACUCUACUGGGUUCGAGCUACUACUGCUGCGCCACAAAUCCUACCGAGACGGAUUUCGCUGAAAGCUUCCGCAAAUGUAACAACGAACUGGCACUGGUUCAUCCCCAGUGUCAGAAUCCGGAAACAACCGCGCACAUCCUGUUUCUGCAACAGGCCCACAACGAGGGCAUCAUUCGACGAAUAUCGCUCGGUGUGAUAUCGUUCAUCUGGUUGGAUAAUUACGAUCGAGGCGUUGCAAUCUAUAAGGCAAUUUGUCCCUACCUGAAGCCACGGUACAUGACGUUUCACGAACGAAUUGUCGAUGUAGGGUUCAACAAUAGGUGGUGGUUACUGAAGCGGAAAAUGAUAGAUUAUGAUAUAAACGAGGAAAAUUUGUAGAGCAAUAAACGAUUAUGGUUGUCGAA